AUGGCGACGGCUGCGGCCCGGGGAGGCGGCGGCGGCGGCGGCGGCGCCUCCGCCUCCGCCUCCGCCUCCGCCUCCGGGUCCACUGUCGGCGCCUCGCGGGGCUUCUACUUCAACACGGUGCUGUCACUGGCCCGCUCCCUGGCCGUGCAGAGACCAGCAUCCUUGGAAAAGGUCCAGAAGCUGCUUUGCAUGUGCCCGGUGGAUUUCCACGGGAUCUUCCAGCUGGACGAAAGACGCCGGGAUGCUGUCAUCGCUCUGGGGGUUUUUCUCAUCGAGUCUGAUCUGCAGCACAAGGAUUCCAUCAUCCCUUACCUUCUGCGGCUUCUCAAAGGUCUUCCCAAAGUGUACUGGGUGGAAGAAAGCACGCCUCGGAAAGGCAGAGGCACCCUCCCUGUUGCAGAGAACUUCAGUUUCUGCUUGGUGACGUUGCUGUCUGACGUGGCGUACAGGGACCCUUCCCUCAGAGAUGAGAUUUUAGAAGCCCUUCUGCAGGUUUUGCGUGUCCUUUUGGGAAUGUGCCAGACCUUGGAGAUUCAAGAAAAAGAGUAUCUCUGCAAGUACGCGGUGCCCUGCCUGCUGGGAAUCGCCCGCGCCUUUGGCCGUCACAGCAACGUGGAGGAGGCGCUGCUCUCCAAGCUCUUUCCCAGAGCGCCGCCGCACGCCCUCCGCGUCCCCGAGGAGCUCGAGGGCGCGAGGAGGCGAUCCGGCAACGUGACAGUGGUUGGGCUGGCCUUUUCUGAUCCGAGAUGUGGUUCCUUGUUUCAGGUCAGCCCAGAACGUGCAGUGCCUCCGCCCAGCUCGCCCGGAGGAUCGGCCUUUCACUACUUUGAAGCCUCGUGCUUGCCUGACGGCAGUGCCCUGGAGCCUGAGGACCACUUCUCCGCCGUCAGCUCCAGCUUCUCGCUGUCACCUCGUUUCAAUGGCGUUACCUAUAAGGAGUUCAGCAUACCACUCGGAACGCUUCAGGAACUCCUCACCUUGGUGAAGAAGAUCGUUGAGGAGCCGGUUCUCAGGUCUCUGGAUGCCGUCUUGGCCAGUGUCGCAGAGGCUAACCCCGGCGUGGACCUGCACUACUCCACCUUCAGCGACCCCCUGUACGUGGCUGUGUUCAAGAUGCUGCGGGACACGCUGUAUUGCAUGAAGGACCUCCCGACGUCUUUCGUGAAGGACAUGCAUGACUUCGUGCUAGAGCAGUUCAACACGAGCCAGGGGGAGUUCCAGAAGAUUCUACACGACGCAGAGCGCGUCCACAGCGAGCUCAGCCCGCUCAAGCUGCGCUGCCAGGCCAACGCCGCCUGCGUGGACCUCAUGGUGUGGGCCGUGAAGGAUGAGCAGGGUGCGGAAAAUCUGUGCAUCAAGCUGUCGGAGAAGCUGCAGUCGAAGACGUCUAGCAAAGUCAUCAUCGCCCACCUGCCCCUGCUCCUCUGCUGCCUGCAGGGCUUGGGCCGCCUGUGUGAGAGGUUCCCGCUGGUCGUGCACUCAGUGAUGCCGUCUCUGAGAGACUUCCUGGUCAUCCCGUCCCCAGUACUCGUGAAGCUCUACAAGUACCACAGUCAGUACCACACAGUUGCUGGCAAUGAUAUAAAGAUCAGUGUAACGAACGAGCAUUCCGAGUCGACCCUGAACAUCAUGUCGGGAAAGAAGAGCCAGCCCUCCAUGUAUGAGCAGCUUCGUGACAUCGCCAUAGACAACAUCUGCAGGUGCCUGAAAGCUGGCCUAACUGUGGACCCUGUGAUUGUGGAGGCCUUCCUGUCCAGUCUGUCCAACCGGCUCUACAUCUCACAGGAAAGCGACAAGGAUGCCCACCUGAUUCCUGACCACACUAUCCGGGCUUUGGGACACAUUGCAGUGGCCCUGAGGGACACUCCCAAGAUCAUGGAGCCAAUUCUGCAGAUCCUGCAGCAGAAAUUCUGCCAGCCACCCUCACCUCUCGACGUGCUCAUCAUUGACCAGCUGGGUUGCCUGGUCAUCACUGGAAAUCAAUACAUCUAUCAGGAGGUGUGGAACCUGUUCCAGCAGAUCAGUGUGAAAGCCAGCUCUGUUGUGUACUCAGCCACCAAGGACUACAAGGAUCACGGCUACAGGCACUGCUCCUUGGCCGUCAUCAAUGCCCUGGCCAACAUCGCAGCCAACAUCCAGGAUGAGCACCUGGUCGAUGAGCUGCUCAUGAACCUGCUGGAGCUGUUCGUGCAGCUGGGGCUGGAGGGGAAGCGCGCCAGCGAGAGGGCCAGUGAGAAGGGCCCCGCCUUGAAGGCCUCCAGCAGUGCGGGGAACCUGGGAGUGCUCAUCCCUGUGAUAGCUGUGCUCACCCGCCGACUGCCACCCAUCAAGGAGGCCAAGCCUCGGCUGCAGAAGCUCUUCCGUGACUUCUGGCUCUACUCGGUCCUGAUGGGCUUUGCCGUGGAGGGCUCAGGGCUCUGGCCGGAGGAGUGGUAUGAGGGGGUCUGCGAGAUAGCCACCAAGUCGCCCCUCCUCACCUUCCCCAGCAAGGAGCCGCUGCGCUCCGUCCUGCAGUACAACUCGGCGAUGAAGAACGACACGGUGACGCCGGCCGAGCUGAGUGAGCUCCGCGGCACCAUCAUCAACCUGCUGGACCCUCCUCCCGAAGUAUCCGCCCUCAUCAACAAGCUGGACUUCGCCAUGUCCACCUACCUUCUGUCUGUCUACCGACUGGAGUACAUGCGGGUGCUCCGAUCAGCAGACCCUGACCGCUUCCAGGUGAUGUUCUGCUACUUUGAGGACAAGGCUAUUCAGAAAGACAAGUCAGGAAUGAUGCAAUGCGUCAUCGCUGUCGCCGACAAGGUGUUCGAUGCUUUCCUGAACAUGAUGGCCGAUAAAGCCAAGACCAAAGAGAACGAGGAGGAGCUGGAACGACAUGCCCAGUUCCUGCUGGUGAAUUUCAACCACAUCCAUAAGCGGAUCCGCAGGGUGGCCGACAAGUACCUGUCAGGCCUGGUGGACAAGUUCCCUCACUUGCUCUGGAGUGGGACAGUCUUGAAGACCAUGUUGGACAUCCUACAGACCCUGUCACUAUCACUGAGCGCUGAUAUUCACAAGGACCAGCCGUACUACAACAUCCCUGAUGUGCCCUACCGGAUCACAGUUCCCGACACCUAUGAGGCCCGAGAGAGCAUCGUGAAGGACUUUGCUGCACGCUGUGGGAUGGUUCUCCAGGAGGCCAUGAAGUGGGCACCAACGGUCACCAAGUCCCACCUGCAGGAAUACCUGAACAAGCAUCAGAACUGGGUGUCGGGACUGUCCCAGCACACAGGCUUGGCCAUGGCCACCGAGAGCAUCCUCCACUACGCUGGCUACAAUAGGCAGAGCACAACUCUCGGGGCAACUCAGCUAACUGAGCGUCCGGCCUGCGUGAAGAAGGACUACUCCAACUUCAUGGCAUCCCUGAAUCUGCGCAACCGCUAUGCUGGAGAGGUGUAUGGAAUGAUCCGGUUCUCCGACGCUACGGGCCAAAUGUCUGACCUCAACAGAAUGGUGGUCCAGGAGCUGAACGCGGCACUGGAGCUCGGCAGCCCUCCGCAGUACACGCAGGCCAUGUUCAAGCUGACAGCCAUGCUCAUCACCAGCAGAGAUUGUGACCCCCAACUCCUGCACCACCUCUGCUGGGGUCCCCUACGGAUGUUCAAUGAGCACGGCAUGGAGACAGCCCUGGCUUGCUGGGAGUGGCUGCUGGCUGGCAAGAACGGCGUGGAAGUGCCGUUCAUGCGGGAGAUGGCAGGAGCUUGGCACAUGACAGUGCAGCAGAAGUUAGGCCUAUUUUCUGCAGAAAUAAAGGAAGCAGACCCUCUGGCCGCCUCAGAAGCAAGUCAGCCAAAACCCUGUCCCCCUGAAGUGACGCCCCACUACAUCUGGAUUGACUUCCUGGUGCAGCGGUUCGAGAUUGCCAAGUACUGCAGCUCCGACCAAGUGGAGGUCUUCUCCAGCCUGCUGCAGCGCUCCAUGUCCCUGAGCAUCGGCGGGGCCAAGGGCAGCAUGAACCGCCACGUGGCCGCCAUCGGGCCGCGCUUCAAGCUGCUGACCCUGGGGCUGGCUCUGCUGCACGCCGACGUGGUCCCCAACGCCACCAUUCGCAAUGUGCUCCGGGAGAAGAUCUACUCAACAGCCUUUGACUACUUCAGCUGUCCCCCCAAGUUCCCGACCCAAGGGGAGAAGAGACUUCGAGAAGACAUCAGCAUCAUGAUUAAGUUCUGGAUGGCCAUGUUCUCAGAUAAGAAGUACCUCACUGCCAGCCAGCUGGUCCCACCAGAUAACCAAGACACGCGGAGUAACUUGGACAUUACAGUUGGCUCACGGCAGCAGGCCACGCAAGGCUGGAUCAACACCUACCCACUGUCCAGCGGCAUGUCCACCAUCUCUAAGAAGUCAGGGAUGUCAAAGAAGACCAACCGGGGCUCCCAGCUGCACAAGUACUACAUGAAGCGCAGGACCCUGCUGCUGUCCUUGCUGGCCACCGAGAUCGAGCGCCUCAUCACAUGGUACAACCCCCUGUCGGCCCCAGAGCUGGAGCUGGACCAGGCCGGGGAGAACAGUGUGGCCAACUGGCGGUCCAAGUACAUAAGCCUCAGUGAGAAGCAGUGGAAAGACAACGUGAACCUCGCCUGGAGCAUCUCCCCGUACCUGGCCGUGCAGCUGCCAGCCAGGUUUAAGAACACAGAGGCCAUUGGUAAUGAGGUGACCCGCCUGGUACGCUUGGACCCGGGAGCUGUGAGUGACGUCCCAGAAGCUAUCAAGUUCCUGGUCACCUGGCAUACCAUUGAUGCCGACGCACCCGAGCUCAGCCACGUGCUCUGCUGGGCGCCCACGGACCCGCCCACCGGCCUCUCCUACUUCUCCAGCCAGUACCCACCGCACCCGCUCACGGCCCAGUACGGGGUCAAGGUCCUGCGGUCAUUCCCACCGGACGCCAUCCUGUUCUAUAUCCCACAGAUCGUGCAGGCCCUCAGGUAUGACAAGCACUGUGCUGACAUCGGUGACCUCCUGGAGCAGCUGGUGGACGAGAUCACGAGCUCCUUGUCAGGCCCAGCCAAGGACUUCUACCAGCGGGAAUUCGACUUCUUCAACAAGAUCACCAACGUAUCAGCCAUCAUCAAGCCCUACCCUAAAGGUGACGAGAGGAAGAAGGCGUGCCUGUCCGCGCUGUCUGAGGUCAAAGUACAGCCAGGCUGCUACCUGCCCAGCAACCCUGAGGCCAUCGUCCUAGACAUCGACUACAAAUCUGGGACCCCGAUGCAGAGUGCGGCAAAGGCCCCAUACCUGGCCAAGUUCAAGGUGAAGCGCUGUGGGGUGAGCGAGCUGGAGAAGGAAGGGCUACGGUGUGGCUCCAACCUGGACGAGAGCGGUUCACAGGAGGCUGACACCCAGAAGAUCUCCUGGCAGGCCGCCAUCUUCAAAGUUGGGGAUGAUUGCCGACAGGACAUGCUGGCCCUGCAGAUCAUCGACUUGUUCAAGAACAUCUUCCAGCUGGUCGGCCUUGACCUCUUCGUGUUUCCCUACCGGGUCGUGGCCACAGCCCCAGGGUGUGGGGUCAUCGAGUGUAUCCCCGACUGUACCUCGAGAGACCAGUUAGGCCGCCAAACGGACUUCGGCAUGUAUGACUACUUCACACGGCAGUACGGGGAUGAGUCCACCCUGGCCUUCCAGCAGGCCCGCUACAACUUCAUCCGGAGCAUGGCCGCCUACAGCCUCCUGCUCUUCCUGCUGCAGAUCAAGGACCGCCACAACGGCAACAUCAUGCUGGACAAGAAGGGCCAUAUCAUCCACAUCGACUUCGGCUUCAUGUUUGAAAGCUCCCCGGGCGGCAACCUGGGCUGGGAGCCGGACAUUAAGCUGACAGACGAGAUGGUCAUGAUCAUGGGCGGUAAGAUGGAGGCCACGCCCUUCAAGUGGUUCAUGGAGAUGUGUGUCCGUGGCUACCUGGCCGUGAGGCCCUACAUGGAUGCUGUCGUCUCGCUGGUCACUCUCAUGCUGGACACGGGCCUGCCCUGCUUCCGAGGCCAGACAAUCAAGCUCUUGAAACACAGGUUUAGUCCCAACAUGACGGAGCGGGAGGCUGCGAAUUUCAUCAUGAAAGUCAUUCAGAACUGUUUCCUCAGCAACAGGAGCCGGACCUACGACAUCAUCCAGUACUAUCAGAACGACAUCCCCUACUGA
This is a messenger RNA of Orycteropus afer afer, 6168 nucleotides long. RefSeq names its product phosphatidylinositol 4-kinase alpha (gene PI4KA). The record is from RefSeq and is a predicted model, not a curated record. The transcript is spliced from 55 exons. Gene Ontology annotation, cellular component: cytoplasm; plasma membrane. The coding region runs from base 1 to 6168 and encodes 2055 amino acids. Gene Ontology annotation, biological process: phosphatidylinositol-mediated signaling; phosphatidylinositol phosphate biosynthetic process. Lineage: Eukaryota; Metazoa; Chordata; Mammalia; Tubulidentata; Orycteropodidae. Gene Ontology annotation, molecular function: 1-phosphatidylinositol 4-kinase activity.